CUUGUUGCCUCUGGCACCAUGGAUGAUGCUACAAUCCUUAAAAAGAGAGGCUAUGUCUUGGGAAUCAAUCUGGGAGAAGGGUCAUAUGCUAAAGUGAAAUCUGCCUACUCUGAUCGACUGAAAUUCAACGUGGCUGUGAAGAUAAUCAACAAGAAAAAAGCUCCUCGUGACUUCCUGGAAAGAUUUCUCCCCAGGGAAAUAGAGAUUUUGGCCAAAGUGAAUCACCGCGCAAUUGUCAAGACCUAUGAGAUUUUUGAGACGUCCGAUGGCAAAGUCUACAUCGUGAUGGAGCUUGGCGUACAAGGAGACUUACUGGAGUUCAUCAAGAGCAGAGGUGCCAUCUCUGAGGAUGUAGCUCGCAAGAUGUUUCGCCAGCUGUCUUCUGCCAUCAAGUACUGCCACGAUUUGGAUGUAGUCCACAGGGAUUUGAAAUGUGAGAACCUCCUUCUAGACAAAGACUUUAAUAUCAAACUGUCAGACUUUGGCUUUUCCAGACGACUGACUCGAGAUGAAAAUGGCAAGCUUAUUCUCAGUAAAACUUUCUGUGGUUCUGCUGCGUAUGCAGCCCCUGAAGUGUUACAGGGAAUUCCCUAUGAGCCUAAGAUUUACGACAUAUGGAGUCUGGGUGUCAUUUUGUUUAUAAUGGUCUGUGGAUCAAUGCCAUACGACGACUCAAACAUUGGAAAAAUGCUAAAGAUUCAGAAAGAACACAGAGUGCACUUUCCCAAGUCCAAAAGCUUGACAGUUGAGUGCAAAGAUCUUAUUUACCGCAUGCUGCAGCCGGACGUGGCUCGGAGGUUGCACAUAGAGGAAGUUUUUAAUCACAUGUGGAUGCAGGCUCCAAAACCCAGAGUUCCUUUGGCAACUUCAUCUGUAAAAGAGGGAGAGUGUUCUCAGAAUCUCAGAGAGUUGAAGUCAGAGCACAGACAGGAAAUAGAACCCCUGGGGGAAUCUAAGCCAAAUAGACCAGAUUACAAAACUGAGUUUAAAGUAGUGCCCAGAUUGGAAGCAGUACCGGAAACAGAGGCUGCUGUUCCCGAGGAAGAGCAAGCAGAAGUUAAUGAUCUUACAGAUCAAAUGCAAAGAACAGGGAUCAAAAAUAGUGAUAAUUAA
Emys orbicularis (European pond turtle) is the source of this 1113-nucleotide messenger RNA. Its product is annotated as testis-specific serine/threonine-protein kinase 2-like. The record is from RefSeq and is a predicted model, not a curated record. Gene Ontology annotation, molecular function: protein serine/threonine kinase activity; ATP binding. NCBI's taxonomy places the organism in Eukaryota, Metazoa, Chordata, Testudines, Emydidae. Gene Ontology annotation, cellular component: cytoplasm. Gene Ontology annotation, biological process: protein phosphorylation; intracellular signal transduction. The transcript has a single exon. The coding region runs from base 19 to 1113 and encodes 364 amino acids.